AAUAAACAUGGCGGACACAGCGACUUCGAAUGGAGUAUCGCUGCUGUUCAAAAAUUUGACCGCGCGGGUUAGAUUUAAAUGUGAAAUGAUGGCAAAGAUCGAUGCCUGAAGUCUUCCAAAUUUGAAAGAAAAAUGCAGGACAGUGAAGGAGGGCUAUUUCAAGAAUGGUUUUCCUCCAUCAGUAGCAUUCUAAAUCAAAGAGUCAAUGUAAAAGAGAUCUCAGCUCAGUUUGGCUUGCUACAAUCAGAUGAAGAGAGAGUUGCAUUUGGUCUGAAUUGGGCUUGCCUCCAUGAGGUUAUGAAGGUGGAACCUUGCUUUAAUUCAAAGUCAGCAGAACAUUCUAUCAGGCUGCGUAGGGAAGGAAACAAAUUGUACCAAAAAGAUCAACAUUACAAGGCACUAGAAGUUUAUACUUGCAGUAUUUUGAAUGCACCUGUUGAAGGUCCUGGUAAUGAAUUGUCUCUUGCUCUGGCAAAUAGAUCUGCAGUCUUGUUUAAGCUAAGGGAGUAUCCCAAAUCUUUGGAGGAUAUUCAACAGGCUUUGAGCUAUGGGUAUCCUGUGGAACUCAGGUACAAGUUGCUUGACAGACAAGGAAAGUGUCUUUUACAACUUGGUAGAAGAAGUGCAGCCGUUGACUGCUUUCAAGAGGCUAAGAAGGUUCUUGAUGAGUCCAAGCUGGAUGAAACCAAAAGAGGAACUUUUUUGAAAGACCUUGAAAUGGAAAUUUCAGUAUGUAGAACUCAGGAAUUGAAAGUAAACAAAAGUCAUGAAAAGCCUACAGAUAUAAAUGAAAAUGAUGAUCAUCUGUUGCACCAAGAAUUUGCUUUGCCAAAACACACUCAUGGAAGGAAUAUCAAGUUUACUUCAGCCUCUUGUUGUGUGGACAUCAUCUCAUCCCCAGACUAUGGUCGUCAUUCAGUAGCAACUCAAGAUAUUUUUGUUGGAGACAUCCUGGUCAUUGAAAAGCCUUUUGCAUCUGUUCUUCUACCAGAACAUGUGGAAACACACUGUUAUCACUGUCUGAAGCGUGUGACUGUCCCAAUGCCUUGCUGUCAGUGUACUACUGUCAGGUACUGCAGUGUAGUUUGUGCAAAGCAAAGCUGGGAUGGUUAUCAUUCAGUGGAAUGCAAAUAUCUCAACCUUAUCCAUAAAGCCAAAAUUGGCAAAAAUGGUCACCUUGCUCUGAGAAUAAUAGCAAAAGCCAGAUAUAAAUUCCUGAAGAACUUCAGACGUGAAAUGAGGAAAAGACUGUGUGACAAAGUCAGCCGAGAAUCUGGCUGCCUAGAUGAUGGAAGCUAUAUUUCAUCUGAUUACCUUCCAAUUUACUGCCUUGUGACUCAUUCAGAGGACAGAAGUGCUGGUGAUCUGUUCCGCCGCACAGUGAUGGCCAUAUUCCUGUUAAAGAUACUUCAAGGAGGUAGCUUUUUCGGCAAGGAUCCAUACUCUCAAGAUGACCUGAUCUUCAUUGGUGGCCUGAUCUUGCGUCAUCUUCAGUCAAAUCCUUGUAAUGCUCAUGAAGUUUCAGAACUUCAGCUGAAUCUUAACUCAGUUGCCACAUCAGAAACAGGUGAAAUUGCCUCAGGGAUAUAUGCUACCCUAAGUUUGUUCAAUCAUUCUUGUGAUCCAUCAGUGACCAGAAACUUUUAUGGUGACACAUGUGUUGUGCGUGCCAUAAAAAAUAUUCCAAAGGGUGAAGAAAUUUCUGAUAACUAUGGCACACUUUGUGCACUCACUCCUAAAGCUGAAAGACAAAAAGAACUUGCAAGUCAGUAUUACUUCACUUGUCAUUGUAGAGCUUGCAAGGAAGACUUUCCUUUGUAUUUAGAUAUUCCAAGCAAUGCAUCCCCAGUGUUUAAAUGUCAAAGCUGCCGUAUUCCUCUUUCCAUUAAGAAUGAGGGCAAAGUACCAUCAAGUGUCUGUUCCAAGUGCCAUUGUUCUUAUGAUUUGUGGCAGAUGAGAGCCACUUUAGAGGAUUCAACUCAGUUAUUUGAGCAAGCCAUUGAUGCUCUUCUUCUCAAAGCAGAUGUGGAAGGAACCUUGAGUGUGUUCAUAUCUCAUCUUAGACUGCUGGAAGAGCUUGUGUGUCGUCCCUGGCAAGAUUACAACAAGUGCCAGGAGGCAAUCAAACAGUGUUACAGUAUUAUGGGCAACUGUCAUGUACUGAAUUGAUGGUACAGCUACUGAUUGCAAACAUUUUUACAUUACUUACAGUCAAAAGAUUUUUAUGAUUUUGUUAUCUAUAAUGCAUUGCCUUUGUGAAGAGGGAUGGUCUACCCUAGAUGCUGUGCUGGUCAACUCACAGGCACCAGUGCUUAACUCUUGGACAUCCACCGAUAAUUCAACACCAUCAACUUACUACUUGUUUACAUCUGCUGUUGUUUUUUUUCCGCAAAAUCAUUGCUUGGAAUAAGUCAAAAAAUGAAUUUAUUGGCCUUUCUAUACUCCAGAUUGUAACUAACUGGUGUCUAGAGUUGUUUUAUCAGUACAAGAGAACAUUACCUUAAGUGUAAAAUGCUUUUUUCAUUUAAUUCCUAAACCAAACUUUUAUUUUGUUAACUCAGACUGACUUUCUUGAAAAUCACACAGUAAACUUAAUUAGAAUGGUUAUAAAGCUUGGAAAUAAAUGAUAGACUUAAAU
This is a messenger RNA of Pocillopora verrucosa, 2638 nucleotides long. Its product is annotated as SET and MYND domain-containing protein 4. Gene Ontology annotation, molecular function: histone deacetylase binding. Lineage: Eukaryota; Metazoa; Cnidaria; Anthozoa; Scleractinia; Pocilloporidae. Gene Ontology annotation, cellular component: nucleus; cytoplasm. The record is from RefSeq and is a predicted model, not a curated record.